ACAUAAUGGAAUUUUUAGGGAUAGAAAACUUGCAAAUGCGUACUGACGCCCAUAGAUAACACCUCUCACGCAGGGGAGAAACAACAAUAUCAUAAAACAAGAUUAGAAAUCGAUUAAAAACAAACUGAUCAAGAACAUAUUUGCGCGUAAUGACUCGUUUGGAGAGCAAACCCAGCUCAGCCCUCUACGGGGUGUAGGAUGGGAACAAGCCUUUACCCAGACGAGGACAUCCGAGGAAUAUCACGCAUCAUGAUGAAGAAAGACAUGAGUUUGAACCUGGACGACCAGAACAGCUCCAGCCUAAAGCCGGAUUUGAGGGAUGCCGAGGGGAUUCUCAAUUCGCCCGAUUUGGGGCUGCUCAAACUGGCGUCUCCAGAGCUGGAGAGGCUGAUCAUCCAGUCCAACGGGAUGGUGACCACCACUCCGACCUCCCAGUUCGUCUACCCGAAGUCGGUCAGCGACGAGCAGGAGUUCGCGGAGGGCUUCGUCAAAGCCCUGGAGGACCUUCACAAGCAGAACCAGCUGAACGGCGGAGCGUGCGUCCCCGCGACGCUCGGCAGACUCACCAGCAGCAGCACCACCCUCGCCUUGCCCACGGAUCUACCCGUGUACACGAACUUAAGCACCUAUGGAAGUACCACGGUGAACUAUUCCACGGAUACCAUUCCGUUCCCCCCGCCGCCGCCUGCGCACCCGAUGGCCGCGCCGCAGCAGCAGCCGCAGCCGCUGAAGGACGAGCCGCAGACCGUACCGGACAUGCAGAGCUUCGGCGACAGCCCGCCGCUCUCCCCCAUCGACAUGGACACGCAGGAGCGCAUCAAGGCCGAGAGGAAAAAGCUGCGUAACCGCAUCGCCGCCUCCAAAUGCCGCAAGAGGAAGCUGGAGCGGAUAUCCCGGCUGGAGGACAAAGUCAAAACCCUAAAGAGCCAGAACACGGAGCUCGCGUCUACGGCGAGCGUGCUGAGAGAACAAGUGGCGCAGUUAAAACAGAGAGUGAUGAAUCACGUUAAUAACGGCUGUCAGUUGCUGCCGAAUCAAGUUCAAGCUUAUUAGAGGACAUUCUGGCAGCCUUUACCUAUCAGUGUUUGGGUGGUUGACGAACACGCACACGAGGUCGUGCUGUGGUCGAGAUUCUGUGGAUAGCACGGCCUAGAAACGCCUAAAUAUUAGGGAAACAGUACUUCCGCGAGAAAAUAUAGUCCCUUGACUGCACAUUUGUUAUGACGUGCUCACGAUUGGAACUUUAUCUUUUGUUUUACAUGCUUCACUGAACAAGCAGUGUUUUCCUAAAACGUCCAAAUAUCGAAUAUUCUAGUAUAUCCAAGUAAGCCAAUCCACUUCCGCGAGAAAAUGUAGUCCCUGACUUGACAGCACGUGCCAUCGUUGCGCAGUGAUACGGCGAAGGCUGUUUCACGUCAGGGGUCAGGAUUUCAACUACAUCUAAUUAGUGGUUUAAUACUGUAUCAGCGUUCCUAGCAUUUUCCUAAACAUCCAAGUAUCAGUCCGCCAGCUGUCAGUCAUGCGUGUUCGUCUCAAUUUUGGUUUCGUUUGAAACUCUUUUGCUUUUAUUUUAACAAUGGACAUUAAGUACAACAAACGUUUACUAUGCAGCGAAACUAGCAAUUGGUGAUGAGGUGAACGCUGUUUUGCCUCCUAACUGGAUUAGGAUUGGAACUAUAUUUUUUAAUAUUACACGUUUGAUUGGACAAGCAGCGUUCCGAACGUUUCCUAAAACAUCCAAGUAUCAAUCCGCCAGCUGUCCGUAUGUGCGUUUGAUUUUUUGGUUUCGUUUGAAACUACUUUCCUUGCUUUUAUAUUAACAAUUGACUUUUUUAUUAAACAAUUCUUUUAAGUACCAUUAAUGUUACUGUGCAGCGUGAUUGAUCAUUAUUCAGGACCAGGACUAUGUCUGUUUUAUGUUUUAAUUUUUUUUUUCCUCAAGUUUUCAUAAAACUUCAAUGGAAAGUUUACUAUUUGUAUCAGUCCGCUGUGUUUUGGUUUCAUUUGGAACUAUUUUUUUUGGCGUACUUUUAAAUUAUUAUAUUAAUUGCAAUCAUUCCGACAGAAAAUGCUAUAUGUUGCUAUGCAACAAAACUAAAGUUUCUGAUAGCCUGAGCUAAAAGGUGUUUUGCGUCAUUUCUUGUUGUUUUAGCACUCCUGGAACGCUGCGUUGACCAAUCAUCAUGCAUUAUAUAAUAUUUGCUCAAUCUAUAAAUAUGUUUAGGCCUAUACAACACUUAACUGAUUGCGCAAGCAGUAUUUCUGAAAGCACUUUGGCCGUGUCAGUAACUUGUUGACAGCUUUUUCUGGAACUUUUUUCUUUGGCAGAGCUGCAGCAGAAUGACUGGAUAUAUACUGUCAAUUACUCAAUAUGAAUGGCUGUAUUAAAGCAAUAUCAUAUUGCUCGAAUACGAGCGCAUCCAAACCCUCAGUGUUAGUGAUGAAGUGUAUUAACCUGUGUAAUGAAUUCGAAUCCAUAAUGUCAGCUGUUUGCGUGCUGAAACAUUAUUCUAAAUUCGACGCAUCAAGUCGACCACCCAUUCACUGAUGCAUAAAGGGCACAGGCUGAACUGAUCUCACCCUUCCAGUGGCCGUUGGUUCUGGUUGGACUGUUAAAAUGGACACUACAGGUGCUGAUGUAUUAUAUGUUUACAAUAUAUUUUGUAGCAAAUGGACUCUUGAAGCGAUUCUGCUACGUGGUUUGAUCUCAUGAGAGAAGCAGCUGUAUUUUUGCAUGCUCCAGACAAGCUCAAAAUGAGUGCAACCAAACACAACAAAGAUGUCAUGCAUGUACGCUUCAUGUCUAAGGCCUUAUUAAUCAACGACUGUAUCGAUUUUAUAUUCAACUACUCACACAAUGUCUUAUUUUAUGCUCUUUUGGAUUUACGUGUGUUGUGAUGUAAAUGUAAACGUUUCACCUGUCACAUGUCCUGUACUGCCUUGUGUGUACAUUAAUGUCAUUAAACCUGUUCAAUUCACUUGUUAAAUUA
Molecule: messenger RNA, 2990 nt
Organism: Labeo rohita (rohu)
Lineage: Eukaryota; Metazoa; Chordata; Actinopteri; Cypriniformes; Cyprinidae
Gene: jund
Product: JunD proto-oncogene, AP-1 transcription factor subunit
Exons: 1
Coding region: 199-1053 (284 amino acids)
Biological process (GO): regulation of cell population proliferation; regulation of cell cycle; regulation of transcription by RNA polymerase II
Cellular component (GO): transcription regulator complex
Molecular function (GO): RNA polymerase II cis-regulatory region sequence-specific DNA binding; transcription factor binding; DNA-binding transcription factor activity, RNA polymerase II-specific
Source: RefSeq, a predicted model, not a curated record